UGCUGGCGGGGAUCGGGUGGCGGUUCGGCUCUCCCGGGCCUCGUCGGGCCUUGGACGCCUGCGCUCUGGCGGCCUUGCAUGGCGAGGUGACCUCUGGUUGCCGCUGCCUGUCCUUCGGCCAUGCCCCUGGUCGGUUGGCGACGCCCUGGCUUGGGAGCCAGGGACUGGCAGCUGAACCACCUCCUGUCUGUGUUUGUCACCACCGGGCCGGAGGCUUCUGGACCCUUCGUGGGGCUCCUGAUGGUGUCGUUCAUUCGACUACUGACUCAGCUUAUCAAAUGAUGGUGCUCGGAAAGAUUUCGAGGCAACUCUGCAGCUUAAAGAAAAUCCCACGGUCAUGUGACUCCAGAUACUUCUGGGAAUGGUUGAAUACAGUGUUUAAUAAAGUAGAUCAUGAACGCAUCAGGGAUGUUGGCCCUGACAGGGCAGCAUCUGAGUGGCUACUUCGGUGUGGGGCCAAAGUACGCUUCUGUGGCCACCAGAAGUGGCUAGCGGACUACAACAACCUCCCAGGAGGCUCCGUGGACAGAUACAAGAUCCAAGCAAUUGAUGCCACCGAUUCCUGUAUCAUGGACAUUGGAUUGGAGCACAUGGAGGGCCUCGAGCAUGUUGAGAAAAUCACACUGUGCAAGUGCCAUUACAUUGAAGACCACUGUUUGCAGAGGCUCAGUCAACUUGAAAAGUUACGAAAAAGCCUGUUGGAAAUGGAAAUAAUUGCCUGUGGGAAUGUCACAGACAACGGCAUCAUUGCUUUGCGACAUUUUAGGAACCUCAGGUAUUUGUUCUUAAGUGAUCUUCCUGGAGUGAAAGAUAAAGACAGUCUUGCCCAAGUCUUCAAGACAGCACUGCCUGCUCUAGAGCUGAAAUUAAACCUGAAGUAAAAUAAGUCUGUGCUCUCCGUUUAAAGCGCCAUUUGAAAGUGCUAAUGGUCAAUAGCCGCAAACACGACCUAGCCACCCGCAGGACUGAGAGACGGUUUGGGAGUGGAGACUGGAUAUUAGCUGGAAAGCAAAUGUGUAAACGUGACUCGCUAAAGUUACUUAGUUGGAAGUGAGAAAUUAUGUACAUUGGAUCACUUUAAAAAUUACAGCAUAAGCCGGGUGGUGGUGGCGCACACCUUUAAUCCCAGCACUCGGGAGGCAGAGGCAGGCGGAUCUCUGUGAGUUCGAGGCCAGCCUGGUCUACAAGAGCUAGUUCCAGGACAGGAACCAAAAG
Microtus oregoni (creeping vole) is the source of this 1215-nucleotide messenger RNA. RefSeq names its product distal membrane arm assembly component 2 like (gene Dmac2l). Bases 279 to 881 code for a protein of 200 amino acids. The record is from RefSeq and is a predicted model, not a curated record. Lineage: Eukaryota; Metazoa; Chordata; Mammalia; Rodentia; Cricetidae. The transcript has 5 exons.